This is a messenger RNA of Fusarium keratoplasticum, 966 nucleotides long. RefSeq lists its product as uncharacterized. Gene Ontology annotation, cellular component: cytoplasm. Gene Ontology annotation, molecular function: manganese ion binding; arginase activity. NCBI's taxonomy places the organism in Eukaryota, Fungi, Ascomycota, Sordariomycetes, Hypocreales, Nectriaceae. The transcript has a single exon. The record is from RefSeq and is a predicted model, not a curated record. The coding region runs from base 1 to 966 and encodes 321 amino acids.
AUGGCGGCCUCUCGCUCAGUCUCUAUCACCUACGUUCCGGCAGACUGUGGCUCUAUCAUCCCUGGCAAGUCCAAAGCUCCUCAAGCUUUCCAAGACGUGGGCAUUGCCCCCAAGCUUCGAGAUGUGGGACUCCAGUCUGUAUCGGAGCAUGAGGCAUUGGAGUCGCCUGCAAGAUACGCAGUUACAAGCCUUUCACCUGGAGGCGUGCGUAAUGAGCAACUCAAUAUCUCAGUCUGCCAACAAGUCUACAGCGCCAUCUCACACAAUCUCAGCCCCUCAACCAGCAAGGCCCCCUUCCAGCUCAUUCUUGGUGGCGAGUGCUGCAUGCUACCGGCCAUCCUUUCUGCCUUCUGGCAGCAUGCAGACUCGCAGUCUCCAUCUAAGCGGGUCGGCCUCAUCUAUAUCGACGCCGAUACUGACCUGACGUCUCCAAUCGAUCCAAGUUCUACCGGCGCCUUCGCAGGAAUGAACAUGACCCACCUCAUACAAACUCCGGGGGCGCUGCAGAGCAUGAAGCAAUUCUCUCAACCCUCUGGCGAGCCAGUCUGCAACGCCUCCAACAUGGUUCUCUUCGGCAUCAAUAUGUCCUUUUCAGGAAACAAACCUGAGCAUUUUGCGUAUCUCUUUGAUAACAACUACAAGGUUGUUAGCUCAGCCUCGGUGUCCCAUGAGCCAGAGCAACGGGCUAAAGAGGCACUGGAAUACCUCAAUGAUAACGUUGAUAUUAUCAUGGUACAUUUGGAUGUUGAUGCCAUUGAUCCGCAGAUGUUUCCACUGGCAAACGUCCCAAAUUUCACCGGCGUGAAAUUUGAAGAGAUGAUGCGCGCAUUGAGGGUAUUUUUGGCGAGUGAAAAGGUUGGCGGACUGACGAUUGCUGAAGUCAAUCCGGAUCAUGAUCCAGGGUUGAAGAUGGUACAAAGACUCACCAAUGAGGUGGUUGACAUGUUGGCAGCGAGAAAUGGAUAA